AUGGUGGGCUACUUUGGGCUUAAGCCAAAGUCUGGGGAGAAGGAGGUGGCCCCCGGUUACGUCUUCAUGCUCUGGUACGAGUUCUGCAGCGACUUCAAGAACACGUGGAAGCGGGAGAGUAAGAACAUCUCCAAGGAGAGGUGAGUGGAAGAAACCAUGUCUGCAUCACCAUUCAUCAGCGCUCAUAUUAAAUCACACAGCUAAUGACGAAAGGGAAAGUUCUAGAGCUCUUUGCCAACUAUCUAUUUCUAGAAACAUGAGUGUUCUUUUUUUGAUUAGAUAAAAGGGGGAUAUGUUAUGACCGGGCCAAAGUUCAGUCUUCACACAUUAAAUAUGUUGAACAGCACCUUUAGUCGCUCUUUUCUUACACAUCUUUAACACAUAACAGAUUGUUGGUGUCCCUCACGUUCCUGUGUGGUACAAAACACCCUGAACGGGGAAUGAUGAAUUCUGUAAACAGUGUGGAGUGGAGCUGUUUUUACCAGUUAUUAAAGCACAGGGGUGUCAAAGAGAAGGUAGGCAGGCCGGGCCCAGGGCCUGGUACAAUGUCAAAGCCUGGGGCUGGAUUUACGAUGUUUCAUCUGACUCGAGGCGUGGUGUCGUGGGGGAGUCCCACUGCGGGACAGCAGCUCUCCUGGAGGCCUUCUGGCUUUACUAGCAGGGGAUGGGGGCCUGUUAAAGACUGUGUGUUCUGUGAGGACUGUUAAACAUUGUCAUGAUUUGACCAGUCCAUAGGGCUGCAGGCUUACUGCACAUGGAGAGAUGCAGCACUGGCCUAACCUGUGCCAAGUAUCUGGUGUCAGGGCUGCUGGAAGGGACUUUGAGGGGCCAGACGUGCGUUAGGCUAUUUUGGCAUCAUGGUACUAAGCUCUUAGGGGCCGAUUCCAACUUAGGAAUUUACAACUUUCCUAUACACUACUCAGUAUUUGGUAUUCAGACUUACCUUAUUCUGUCGUGUAACACGCUCUGCAGGUGUGGCUACCUUGCACGCGCUGAAUACAUUUCAUUCAACCGCUGAAAACAAGCCGAAGAACUCCAUCCCAACCGUGAAGCACAGGGGUGGCAGCAUCGUGCUGUGGAGGUGCUUUGCUGCAGGAGGGACUGGUGCACUUCACAAAAUAGAUGGCAUCAUGAGGAAGGAAAAUGAUGUGGAUAUAUUGAAGCAACAUCUCAAGACAUCAGUCAGGAAGUUAAAGCUUGGUCGCAAAUGGGUCUUCCAAAUGGACAAUGACCCCAAGCAUACUUCCAAAGUUGUGGCAAAAUGGCUUAAGGACAACAAAGUCAAGGUAUUGGAGUGGCCAUCACAAAGCCCUGACCUCAAUCCUAUAGAACAUUUGUGGGCAGAACUGAAAAAGCUUGUGCCAGCAAGGAGGCCUACAAACCUGACUCAGUUACACCAGCUCUGUCAGGAGGAAUGGGACAAAAUUCAGCCAACUUAUUGUGGGAAGCUUGUGGAAGGCUACCCGAAACGUGAGCCCAAGUUAAACAAUUUAAAGGCAAUGCUAGAAAAUACUAAUUGAGCGUAUGUAAACUUCUGACCCACUGGGAAUGUGAUGAAAUAAAUAAAAGCUGAAAUAAAUCAUUCUCUCUACUAUUAUUCUGACAUUUCACUUUCUUAAAAUAAAGUGGUGAUCCUAACUGACCUAAAACAGGGAAUUUUUACUAGGAUUAAAUGUCAGGAAUUGUGAAAAACUGAGUUUAAAUGGAUUUGGCUAAGGUGUAUGUAAACUUCCGACUUCAACUGUAUAAUUUGUUAACUUGUUAACAAGUUAAUAGGCUAUUUAUUGUAUUUCAAACGUGCUAUUGAUUGUGUUUGGUUGUCAAUACAACCAAAUAUCAACAUUUAAAGGAGAUUUGUCUUCUGCUUGGAUAGUUCCAUCUGUGCCACUGAUUUACAGUAGUCUGGUUUUAAUUCCAGUUUUUCUAUGAAUAAAAGUUAAAGAAUAAAACCAAAUCAAACUUUUUAAAUGCACAUUAAAUAAAGUUUAAUUUGAUUUAGUCCUAUUCUUUAACUUUGAUGUUUGGUUGAGAUGGAGACGUGAAUAGACAAAAUUAAAUUAAAGCCAGACUAAGUCAGUGGCACAGAUGGAACUAUUACAUUUACAUUUACAUUUUAGUCAUUUAGCAGACGCUCUUAUCCAGAGCGACUUACAGUUAGUGAAUACAUUUUUAUUUUUUAUUUUUUUAUACUGGCCCCCCGUGGGAAUCGAACCCACAACCCUGGCGUUGCAAACGCCAUGCUCUAUCAACUGAGCUACAUCCCUGCCGGCCAUUCCCUCCCCUACCCUGGACGACGCUGGGCCAAUUGUGCGCCGCCCAUGAGUCUCCCGGUCGCGGCCGGCUGCGACAGAGCCUGGAUUCGAACCAGGAUCUCUAGUGGCACAGUUAGCACUGCGAUGCAGUGCCUUAGACCACUGCGCCACUCAGGAACUAUCCAAACAGAAGUUACAGCUUCUUCAAAUGUGACAUUUGGUUGCAUUGACAAGGGCUCGAUUCAAUCUGUAUCGUUGAAGUUCAGCGUUAGCGGAGACUGCAUUCACGGUAAAUCAAACGUUAUUACACAUAUUUUGCAGAUGUUAUCGCAGGGGCAGCGAAAUUCUUAUGUUACAAUCUCCAACAGUGCAGUAAUACCUAACCAUACAAAACAAUACACACAAAUCCCAAAAAUAUCAGAACAAGCUAUGUCAGAGUCCAGAAUAUAAAUAUAUAUGUAUAUGAUGGUGUUUAUAGACAUUAUGGACAGUAUAUGAAUAGAAAAAGGUGUGUACAGCAGUAGUUACAUUGCCUUGCAAAAGUAUUCAUCCCCCUUGGCGUUUUUCCUAUUUUGUUGCAUUACAUCCUGUAAUUUAAAUGGAUUUUUAUUUGGAUUUCAUGUAAUGGACAUACACAAAAUAGUCCAAUUUGGUGAAGUGAAAUUUAAAAAAUAACUUGUUUCAAAAAAUUCUAAAAAAUCAAUAACAGAAAAGUGGUGCGUGCAUAUGUAUUCACCCCCUUUGCUAUGAAGCCCCUAAAUAAGAUCUGGUGCAACCAAUUACCUUUAGAAGUUACAUAAUUAGUUAAAUAAAGUCCAUCUGUGUGUAAUCUAAGUGUCACAUGAUCUGUCACAUGAUCUCAGUAUAUAUACACCUGUUCUGAAAGGCCCCAGAGUCUGCAACAUCACUAAGCAAGGGGCACCACCAAGCAAGCGGCACCAUGAAGACCAAGGAGCUCUCCAGACAGGUCAGGGACAAAGUUGUGGAGAGGUACAUAUCAGGGUUGGGUUAUAAAGAAAUAUCCGAAACUUUGAACAUCCCACGGAGCACCAUUAAAUCCAUUAUUAAAACAUGGAAAGAAUAUGGCACCACAACAAACAUGCCAAGAGAGGGCCGCCCACCAAAACCCACGGACCAAGCAAGGAGGGCAUUAAUCAGAGGCAACAAAGAGACCAAAUAUAACCCUGAAGGAGCAGCAAAGCUCCACAUCGGAGAUUGGAGUAUCUGUCCAUAGGACCACUUUAAGCAGUACACUCCACAGAGCUGGCCAGAAAAAAGCAAUUGCUUAAUUAAAAAAAUAAGCAAACAUGUUUGGUGUUCGCCAAAAGGCAUGUGGGAGACUCCCCAAACAUAUGGAAGAAGGUACUCUGGUCAGAUGAGAUUAAAAUGUUGCUUUUUGUCCAUCAAGGAAAACGCUAUGUCUGGCGCAAACCCAACACCUCUCAUCUCCCCGAGAGCAGCAUCAUGCUGUGGGGAUGUUUUUCGGCAGGGACUGGGAAACUGGUCAGAAUUGAAGGAAUGAUGGAUGGCGCUAAAUACAGGGAAAUUCUUGAGGGAAACCUGUUUGUCUUCCAGAGAUUUGAGACUGGGACGGAUGUUCACCUUCCAGCAGGACAAUGACCCUAAGCAUACUGCAAAAGCAACACUUGAGUGGUUUAAGGGUAAACAUUUAAAUGUCUUAGAAUGGCCUAGUCAAAGCCCAGACCUGAAUCCAAUUGAGAAUCUGUGGUAUGAUUUAAAUCCCAGUGGCUAGAUGUGCCAAGCUUAUAGAGACAUACCCCAAGAGACUUGUAGCUGUAAUUGCUGCAAAAGGUGGCUCUACAAAGUAUUGACUUUGGGGGGUGAAUAGUUAUGCACGCUCAAGUUUUCUGUCUUAUUUCUUGUUUGUUUCACCCAAAAAAGUAUUUUGCAUCUUCAAAGUGGUAGGCAUGUUGUGUAAAUCAAAUGAUACAAACCCCCCAAAAAUCAAUUUUAAUUCCAGGUUGUAAGGCAACAAAAUAGGAAAAAUGCCAAAGGGGUUGAAUACUUUCGCAAGCCACUUCAAAGGCACAUAGGAUGACCCUUGAAUAGAAUACAGUACAGUAUAUACUGUACAUAUGAUGUGGGUAAAACUGUCUGUUAACAUUAUUAAAGUGACCAUUGUUCAAUGACUAUGUACAGUGCAUUCAGAAAGUAUUCAGACCCCUUCGCUUUUCCACAUUUUGUUACGUUACAGCCUUAUUCUAAAAUUGAUUAAAUGUUUUUCCUCUUUAAUCUACAUACAAUACCCCAUAAUGACAAAGCGAAAACAGGUUUUUAUAAAAAUGUUGCAAAAACAUAAUAAUAAUAAUAAUAGAAAUACCUUAUUUACAUAAGUAUUCAGACCCUUUGCUAUGAGACUUGAAAUUGAGCUCAGGUGCAUCCUGUUUCCAUUUAUCAUCCUUGAGAUGUUUCUACAACUUGAUUGGAGUCCACCUGUGCUAAAUUCAAUUGAUUGGACAUGAUUUGGAAAGGCACAAACCUGUCUAUAUAAGGUCCCCCACAGUUGACAGUGCAUGUCAGAGCAAAAACCAAGCCAUGAGGUCGACGGAAUUGUCCGUAGAGCUCCGGGACAGGAUUGAGUCGAGGCACAGAUCUGGGGAAGGGUACCAAAAACGGUCUACAGCUUUGAAUGUCCCCAAGAACACAGUGGCCUCAAACAUUCUUAAAUGGAAGAAGUUUGGAACCACCAAGACCCUUCCUAGAGCUGGCCGGCCGGGCAAACUGAGCAAUCUGGGGAGAAGGGCCUUGGUCAGGGGGGUGACCAAGAACCCGAUGGUCACUCUGACAGAGCUCUAGAGCUCCUCUGUGGAGAUGGGAGAACCUUCCAGAAGAACAACUAUCUCUGCAGCACUCCACCAAUCAGGCCUUUAUGGUAGUUGCCAGACGGAAGCGACUCCUCAGUAAAAGGCACAUGACAGUCCAAUUGGAGUUUGCCAAAAGGCACCUAAAGGACUCUCAGACCAUGAGAAACAAGAUGAUCUGGUGUGAUGAAACCAAGAUUGAACUAUUUGGCCUGAAUGCCAAGCGUCACGUCGGGAGGAAACCUGGCACCAUCCCUACAGUGAAGAAUGGUAGUGGCAGCAUCAUGCUGUGGGGAUGUUUUUCAGCGGCAGGGACUGGGAGACUAGUCAGGAUCGAGGGAAAGAUGAACGGAGCAAAGUACAGAGAGAUCCUUGAUGAAAACCUGCUCCAGUGCACUCAGGACCUCAGACUGGGGCGAUGGUUCAACUUCCAACAGGACACAGUCAAGACAAUGCAGGAGUGGCUUCGGAACAAGUCUCUGAAUGUCUUUGAGUGGCCCAGCUAGAGCCCGGACUUGAACCCGAUCGAACAUCUCUGGAGAGACCUGAAAAUAGCUGUGCAGUGACGCUCCCCAUCCAACCUGACAGAGGUUGAGAGGAUCUGCAGAGAAGAAUGGGAGAAACUCCCCAAAUACAGGUGUGCCAAGCUUGUAGCGGCAUACCCAAGAAGACUCGAUGAUGUAAUUGCUGCCAAAGGUGCUUCAACAAAGUACUGAGUAAAGGGUCUGAAUACUUAUGUAAAUGUCAUAUUUCAUAUUUUUAUUUUUAAUACAUUUGCAAAAAUGUCUAUAGAACAGUUUUUGCUUUGUCAUUAUGGGGUAUUGUGUGUAGAUUGAGAAAAAAAAUAUGUAAUCCAUUUUAGAAUAAAGCUGUAACGUAACAACAUUUGAAAAAGGUCAAGGGGUCUGAAUACUUUCUGAAUGAACUGUACAUAGGCCAGCAGUCUCUAAGGUGCAGGGUAGAGUGUCGGGUGGUAGCCAGCUAGUAAGUGAAUAAGUUCAGGGCAGGGUAAACGCUGCAUAUGUCGGCACAAUCGGAAAUUACCUUUUUAAAUUUGAAUCGUGUAUUCUGUAACGCUUCCCGAGUGGUGCAGCGGUCUAAGGCACAGUAUCUACCUCAAAUACUCCGUACCCAUGCACAUUGAUCUGGGACUGGUACUCCCUGUAUAUAGCUUCAUUCUUGUGUAUUUGAUGUGACAAAAAACAUUUGAUAUGUUUGCCCCAUACGCACCACACAUACAGUAAAGCCGGGCUAGCUAUCUUUGAACUGGUGAGUUAUGGACAGAGUUAAUGCUCUCCCAGCCAUUCCAUGGAUCCAUGUGCUCUCUCUUAAUUGUUUACUAGGCAAUCAUGUCCCGUAUUACCCACAGCUGAUUGUGCUUAUGUACAAUUAACUUUAUUUUAAAUACUGUUCGCACACCCAUAAAACCCAAGUGUUUUUAAGACUAGCUCAUUAUCUCAUCGACCCACUGUCAUUCUCCCUGCUUUCACCAGUGGGUUUCACUACCUGCUAACUCCAGAGAGGGUUAACAGAACAGAGUGGGGCUGUGAGGGAGGAUGAGGACUCUCCAUGCCACAUACAGUAGUGCCCAGGGGGGAUACAUACUGUGGUGUGUACAUGUUGCUGUUACAGUACAAAUAGGUUUUCUGUCUUAGACAUGGCAGUGUUGUGCCACAUGGUCAGAUAUGUGACACAAUGUAAAAAUAUGAGGGAGCUGUUCUGGUAUACACUGAGUGUACAAAACAUUAGGAACACCUUCCUAAUAUUGAGUUGCAUCCCCUCAAUUCGUCGGGCAUGGACUCUACAAGGUUUCUAAAGCGUUCCACAGGGAUGCUGGACCAUGUUGACUCCAAUGCUUCCCACAGUUGUGUCAAGUUGGCUGGUAGUGGAUCUCUACUCCGAAUAGCUAGUUCCAUCUCAUCCCACAGAUGCUCAAAUGGAUUGAGAUCUGGUGUCUGGGCAGGGCACUGCAGUAAGCUGAAUUCACUGUCAUGUUCGUGGAACCAUUCCUUGACAAUCCUAGCCUUGUAGCAUGGGGCAUUAUCCUGCUGAAAAAAUCAAUUCGCAGAUGGAUACACUGCUACCAUGAAGGGAUGCACCUGAUUGGCAAUGGUGUUCAGAUAUCCUGUGGCAUUCAAACAUUGCUCCACUUUUAUCAAGGGGCCCAAUGUGUGCCAUGAAAACAAACCCCACACCAUCAAACCACCACCUCCAGCCUGCAAUGUUGACACGCGGCAAGAUGGAUACAUGUACUCAUAGGGUUUUCUCCAUACCCUAGUCCUCCCAUCAGCUUGAAACAGCAGGAACCGGGAUUCAUCAGACCAGGCAAUGUUUUUCCAAUUCUCCAGCGUCCAGUGUUUUCGUUCCUUAGCCCACUGCAACCGCAGUUUCUUGUGGAACUCUGUAUGGUCGUCGGCUGCCAUACCCAAUUCGUGUCAAGGUACGACGAGUUGUGCAUUAUUUUAUGGGUCUUUGGGCACCAAUGUUGUACUAGACUGUCAGUUGACUAACUGUAACCUGUCUGUUGCUCUGCACAAUUCGUGUCAGCCUCCUUUAUCCUCUUUCAUCAAUAACCCGUUUUCGACCACUGGCCUGCCGUUGGCUGGAUGUCCUUUGGGUGGUGGACCAUUCUUGAUACACACGGGAAACUGUUGAGUGUGAAAAACCCAGCAGCGUUGCAGUUCUUGACACACUCAAACUGGUGCGCCUGGCAACUACUACCAUAACCCGUUCAAAGGCACUUCAAUCUUUUGUCUUGCCCAUUCACCCUCUGAAUGACACACAUACACAAUCCAUGUCUCAAAUGUCUCAAUCAAGGGUUAAAAAUCCUUCUUUAACCUUUCUCCUCCCCUUCAUCUACACUGAUUGAAGUGGAUUUAACAGGUGACAUCAAUAAGGGAUCAUAGCUUUCAGCUGGAUUCACCUGGUCAGUCUAUGUCAUGGAAAGAGCAGGUGUUCCUAAUGUUUUGUACACUCACUGUAUGUACUACCAUCAAAGGUUAUUUUAACCUGUAUAGAUAGAGACAUUUUGUAGUUUCCUGAUAUGAUUGAGGUUGAUGUUUCUUUUCUUCCAGGCUGAAGGAAGCACAGGAGAACAUCAAAAAGAUCACAGCUGAGAAGAGGGUGGAAACCAAGAAGAUCAAUGCCAACAGUCUGGUAAGAACUGUACUCCAACCCCCCUCAAAUAUUUUGAAGGAUAACGUUGUUGCUAUUAUCUUGGCUAUGGACGCAGUCAAUCAUGGUGGAUCAUAUCAAAUAACACAAUGCUAUAAAGCUCAGCUCCCUUUUUCUCCUCUGUCAACAGAAAGAGAGACUGCGUCAGAAGGAAGCCAGCGUGUCCUCCAGCUGA
Messenger RNA from Coregonus sp. 'balchen', 8423 nucleotides. NCBI's taxonomy places the organism in Eukaryota, Metazoa, Chordata, Actinopteri, Salmoniformes, Salmonidae. The record is from the annotation of a GenBank genome assembly.